AUGCAGUCGACUGUCGAGAAACGAUUUCAACUAGAAUGUGUAGAAGUUCCUGAAAUCCAGGAUCUCAAAGUCUUCAAGCCGAAGGUGAGUUCUAUUUCAAACUAUUCUCACAGCGUUAUUCAUUCAAAAAAAUAUGUCUAUUUCUACAAGGAAUUGUAUUUAUCGAGUUAUUCUGAAACUUUGAUAAUCCAAGAAAUGGUAAAAAAAGAGAGAGUCAGGAAAAAUAAUACAUAAGAGCCGAUUAAAUGGCGCAAAAAGGUUAGAAUUUUGAUGUUAUAUUUUAAGAAAAAAACAUUCAGGUUUUCCCUGAUGAUCGUGGAUUCUUCUCAGAAACUUACAACUAUUCGGAAUGGUCAGAAAAAUGUGGGUUCAACGAGAAAUUCUUGCAGGUUUGUCUUUUUUUGAAUAUUUAUUUUUCUAGGAUAUUAAAAAAACAGAAUUAAUCGAUAGAAUGUUAUAUAUAACGAAAGUUACUCAAUGCAAUAAGAAUAAAUUGCGUUUUUCAGGGACACCAAUAAAUUUUUCCUCAUUGAUUUGCUAUUGUAAAAAAAUUUUUCAUUAUUUUUUUAACAAAAAAAUAGUCAUUUGAGUGCUCCCUUUUUUAUUCAAAUAGUCAAUAAAUCUCUUUCAAUUUUGAAAAUCAUCUUCGUCUUAAAAUGAUAAUUUUUCUCACAGGAUAAUCAUUCUUUCUCCAAGUAUGGCGUUCUGCGAGGCUUGCACUCUCAACCCCACAUGGGCAAACUUGUUUCAGUGGUAGGUUUCCUAAUAACUUCUAACCCUUGAAAUUUUUGCAUUAUAAGGUCACCGGGGAGAUUUUCGAUGUUGCUGUUGACAUCAGAAAAGGCAGCCCGACGUAUGGAAAAUGGCACGGCGUUGUUUUGAAUGGAACAAACAAGAAUGCUUUUUGGAUCCCAGCUGGAUUUUUGCAUGGAUUCCAAGUGGAUGAAAACUCACAUUCAUUGAUUUAUCAGUUUUUCAGGUUUUGAGCAAAGAAGGAGCACAUGUGACUUACAAAUGCAGCGCAGUGUACGAUCCAAAAACUGAAUUUGGUACGUGUUCCGUUUUAUGUUAAUUUUAAUUCUUUUCAAUGGAAUUAGGCACGUUUUUUGGAUGAGAAUUUAUGCGUUGGAAAGACUGAAUUGUCGAACUUCAGAUUAGGAAGUUGAGCAAUGUGUGAAUCAAUUUUUUAACCAUUACACAAAAAAAUUACGAGGAAACCGAGGGUAAUAGAAAAAAAGUGAAAUUGCAAUUCUUUUAAAAAAUUUUAAUUUUCAGGAGUUGAUCCGUUCGACAAAGACAUAAAUGUCGAUUGGCCACUGAAAGAUCCGAAAGACCUGAUCGUCAGCGAAAGAGACACCCAGCAUCCCUCUUUUUUUCAGCUCUUCAAAAUUAAAAAAAUUUUAUUUUUUUGAAUUUUUUUGAAUGAAUAUUCUUUGCUUUUCAAGUUGUAUGAACUUCAUCGCAGUCAUGAAGCCUGGGCGGAAAGUUUGCCGCGCAACCUUUGAAAUUGUUAGUUUAAGGCGCAUAAGAGCAGCCACUCAUACCGGAUUAGGGAACGAGUUGCUUACUCAGAAAGGCCCAUUUUGGAAGUUUUCAAGGACUGAAAGUUCAGAAAAGAGCGGAAAUUCUGAGAAACCAAAAAAAAGAAAGCUGAGAGGAAGUUUUUAUUUCAUAGCGUUUAAAAUGAAAUAAUUUCAUUCUAAGUAUCCGAUCAAAGUUUCACAAGCCUAAACAAUCAGUCAAUCCAAUCCGAGAGCAAAAAAAAUAUUUACUACAGAAGAAGCGAUGGCUGCAAAAAGGAAUAGCCCACUGUGCAGAAAUGCGAUGCGGCUCUUAAGAAAGUCUGAAACUUUGAAAAUGCUGCCAAAAGUUUGCAAUUUGUAAAAAAAAUAUGUUAAUUUCAAUGAACAAGGAACUAUUUUUCAACUCAAAAAACCUAAUUUUUUAUUAGCAAUUUUGCUUUUUUUGGCUGUGGAAGAUUCUAAAAACGAUGAUUCGAUUAACUGCUUUUUUCAACCUUUUUGGAACCGGCAAGGUUGAAAUGAAUUGAAACUAGAAAAAGUUUGGAAUCGCCAUUUUCAUUCGUUCCUAACGGUCAAUGGGCCGUGAGCACUUUUCCCAAUUCCUUCCAGAACCCAAAGAAUUUUCGAGAAGAUCAGAAAUUCAAAAUGAAAAAGGCUCGUCAUUUUGUUUGUCAGCGCUAAACAGGAGGAGGACACCAUUCAAAAAAAUGGUCCAUUUUCGAUUGAUUUCAAAACAGACGGAGAGAAAAAAUCGGAAAAGGCGUUGGUUGUAAUUGAGCGACCGUGAGUCACGUCGUCGGCCAACGCCCUUCCGCCAGGUAUUUAAAGUCGCUUCCAGAGCUCCACAGAAAGCGUUCUUUCUAUUUUCCAACCAUUCAAAAAUAUUCGUUUGGUUCCUAUUGUGGUAUUUCCGUUCAGCUCAGAUCGUUGAAAUUGAAUUUUUUUAAAAAGUAGAAAAAAAUUGACUUUUGAACUUUUUUUGAUUAAAAAAACAAGGUUUAAAAAAAUAAUAUUCAGAGCUUAAUAUUAGCUUUAACAGAAUGUUAUCAAAGACUUUAUCAGAAGAAUAUUAAAAAAAAUAACGGCAUUAAGUAAACUUAUUUUUCUUCACAGUCGGAAUUUUCAAAAAAAUCCAGUGAAUUUCAUCUUCAUGAGAAAACAAAAUUGAUUACUUGAAUAUAAGAAUGUCAGUAUGUUCAAAUUAAAAAUAAAAUUGUCUGCAGAAACAUUUUUAUUUUCUUGAACUUUCUGACCCUUUGGGCCUGUUUGAAAAUUUUAAUUCGCUUCUCUUUGCACUCGAGUAACUUCCAAAUAUAGCCAACGUCAACCGCAACUUUUUUGUUGCCCUAAAAACCGUUCACAGAAUCGACGCAGUUCAAACAUCGUGACGGAAACGGCGCGACUCCAGCCAUUUUCCUCGCAAAAACCUUUUUUUGCCCACUUUUUAGGGCGUUUUCUGAAAUAUUUCCCUGUGUUUACAAAAGAAGGCGCCAAGGUAAAAGUCAACAUUACCAAUUUUGCGAGUGUCGCUGGCACAACUUGCCAAAGUUGAGGUCGAAAAUCGGGCGACCGUGCCGCCUCCUUCUGUUUUUCAACAUUUGCUUUUUCCUCGUUCUCUCUGUCGGUUGGGUCGUUUUCAGGACAUUUUCUGGGUCAUCUUUUCUUUUCAUGAUUUUGUAAAUAGACAGAUAAUGACUCUUGCUGCGCGACGUGACGAACUCACGAGACGCGACGCCUUCUGGCGCGACGACGACUGGCUCGAAGACUGGAGGGAUUGGCCUGUCGAUUGGCCUCGACCACGCGAUCUUUUCCACCGGGUGAGUUUUUCGAAUGAAUCUUAGUAUUGAAGAGAAUAUUGGGAGUUUGAGAGAAAAAUUUAAGAAAAACUACUAUUAUAUAAUAAUAUGAUUAUUUUAUUUUACUCAGGAGACGAAGAUUUCAAAAAGUUUUUUUCUCAUAGCAAUAUUUCAUCGUACAAGGGAUUUCGAUGUUUGUAAUUUUUUUCUAUAAAAUUUUUUUAUGAUAGUUAAAAAAAUUUUUUUCGUUUCUUUGAACUUUCUCUCAAAAAAAUGAAUAUUUAGUGAUAACUAUAAAGGUCCUAUUGGAAUUUCGUAAAACUUCCCAACAUCCGGUUUUUUUUUGGAAUGAUACUAAAAUGAUCUUCCCAUUUUGAGGUAAUCUUCGUAACUUGAUAUUUUUAUUGGAAACCCUAUAAAAUCAAAUACAAAUUGAGAGUAUGAAUUGAAAAGUUUUUGACGAGCAAAGUGGUCAGCCGAAUAAUAAAGGCCGCGACCCAAAACGGCGGUUCACGGAGCUGGCGCGUUUUGGACCUGUGCGCCGAAUUCACUCUCUUUUUGCCUCGAUCCGGUCUUCCACGCUCACGCUAGCGCUCACUUGUAGACUGCGUUCCCACUUCUGCACCUUCUCAUUCAAUUUAUUAUACAGCCAGUUCUCUUUGAACAUCUGUCGGCUUCAUCUUAGUUUUUCUCUCCAGAGGUUGGAUACGAAUUUUGAAUUAAAAAAUCACUUUUUAUUGUCAAGAAGGCCAAGUUAAAGCAAAAAGCUCACCUAAAACUUCCCAUGAUUGAAAAAAUCUUCGAUCUAUUUUCCGGAACUAUUCAUAAACAGGACCUCUCCUCAACUAGGUUUCAUGCAACCCUUGCUCUCUUCAAACGGUUAGUACAACUUUUGGCUAGACUAUUAGAAGUAUAAACACUUAUCGAAGCUCAAAAUAGAAUGAAGUUGAGACGAAAAAACACUGAAAAGAAUUUGAAUCUGCUUGAAAAUCUUGAAUUGUUCAGAAAAUUCUCACUGAUGUCUGACAAAAAAAUUUUUAAAGAUUAUUUUAUGAUUUUGCGUCACACCUUUUUCCGAUUCAAAAUUGUAUGAUUUAUGAUGUUUUCAAAAAGUUUUUAUUUAGUGCCUCAAACCUAAACGCCCAUUUAAAUUCGGCUGAAGAACUCAUAUCGAUGUUCUAUGAAAAAAAUUUAAAAAUUUUCGAACUUUCGUGCUGAAUUUUUCUAUCUACCAUUUUUCACUUUGUCUUUUUUCCGGUUUCAAAUCAUAAACACCUUUUCUUUCACCCCCCCCCUUUUCAAUAGACACGACCCCCGCUCUGGCUUUCUCUUCCGAUGACGCACUACUGAAUUUCUGCAUGAAUUUCGAUUUUUGAGUCAGCAAAUGGUAUUUGCUGUUUUGUGCAAAAUUGAAAUUGCAUUCCGAUGCAUCACAAAAAAAGAAGAUUCAAAAAAAGUAAAAAAAAAUUUAAAAAAUUUCAGUUCCGAGGAAAUUCGGACAGCUUGUGGAAAGAUUGGCCGAGCGACUGGCCUAGGAUGGACGCCAUCAUGCCUAGGGUAGGAGAAAAUUCGAAAAAUAGUGAGAAUUAUUGAUGAUUUCAAGUUUUCGACAAAUUUGGAUCGUCUUGACCGCAACUGGAGAAAUGACCCUUUCUGGAUGGACAUUUAUCCGCGCUGGGCUGAGCCCAUUUUCAAAGAUGGUAUCGACGUCAACUCGCACGUGGUGAACGACGAACGCCGUUUUGCUGUCGAUGUCGACUGCUACCAGUUCAAACCCGAAGAAAUCCAGGUAAUACCAGGAUCUCAACCGGCCUGUAACUUUGGAAAAAUAGGAUAAAAACUUCCAGUAUCAGGAGUAGCUUUUUAUUAUUAAGAAAAAAAAAAACGAUAACGCUGGAAAUUGAAUUCUCAGCUUUGAUUCUGUUUAUAUAUUUGUGAAGUUAAAGAAUGCGGAGAAGCUGACGCUAGAAUCUGAAGAGACCCGAGAAGCGGCAAAAAAUACGUAAAGAGGUACAGAAAAUUUCAAAAACAGAAAUAAAAAGAAUAAAAAGUAAGACUAUAUAGAAAAAAAAGCUUUUUUUAGAUUUUCAAAUAAUUGCAGGUGAAAACCUUGGACGACACUUUGCUGAUUGAAGGACGCCACGAAGACAUCCGUGACAGGGACAACUUCACCAAAAUGUACUUCGUUCGCAAGUACCAACUUCCACGUGAUGUUGAUCCCGCCUCCAUUCAAAGCAGCAUUGACUCGAAGGUUCUUUCUAACAAUUCCGAUGUUUCCUAUCAGAAAUAACUUUAGGGGAGACUCGCUGUCGAGGCUGCCAAGCUCAACAACGCUCUGUCAGGCCGCGAGCGUAUGAUUCCAAUUGAAGGAGCUGGUCGCAACUCGCCUAGAUUUAAUGACAAUGGUAUCUGUUGAAGACAACAGCUGAUAAAAUGACUGAUUUGCAGGUACCUACCAAAGAAACACCAGCUCUCCGAUCCAUGUCCACACUGGACAGGAUCGCAGUGCUUCGAGCCGUAGUGGACGAGACUCUCGUGCGGAAAGUCUUCGUGACAGUCCUCAGUCUCGCGAUGUCUACUCUUCCCAUUCCUACAGGUAAAAUGGCUGGAAAAAAAAGAAGCUCUGAAAGAAAGAACUUUUGUGCGUUUUUGGUAUUUUUUUUUUUGAUAUUUUCAAUCCAAACUUUUCAAUUUUCCAACUUUGAAAUUACUGCUUGCUGCUUGAGCCGGCAAAAAAACUCUGACCAGGGAGCGUUUUUUACCCCCCGGUUGAACUUUUGCUGAAACUUUGCCAAAGUGUAAUUUAGGACCCCCUGAUUCCAGAACAGGAAGAAAAUUUCUCGCAAUAGAUCUCGUUUUCGAGUUAGGAUGCUUCAAAAGCCCGAAAUAGCGCUUUUUUGGCCUAAUUUGCGUAUUUUGCACACUUUGAAGCUUCAUAACUCGGAAACAAGAUCUAUUGCGAGAAAUUUUCUUCUUGAUCUGCAAUCAGGGGGUCCUAAAAGUACACUUCAGCAAAGUUUCAGCAAAAAGUUCAACCGGGGUAAAAACGCUCCCUGGUGAGCAAACCACUCUGAAGAAAAUAAAUUUUUAGUUAGAAAUUGAUACAAAAAAAAGUUUUUUUCUUAGAAAAAAGUUUAUUUAGACAUUCUGAAUUUAUUUCAGCUACCACCGCAGCGAUUCUCGUAGCCGUAACUCUCCGCACGACGUUACCAUGCGCAACGAACAGCGCUCCUUCAGUCCGAGCGCUCGUCGCAUCGAAACUUCUCAUACCAACGGGACAAACGGUAAUUGUCUUCGAAAAUCAGAAAUUCAGGAAUAAAAAAAGUUCUGCAGUUUUGUUGAUUUUUUUAUUCAGAUCUCUAGUUAAAAAAAUAUCUUUAACUUCUGUGUGAAGUUUCUAUCUAUUAGCUCUUAACUAUAUUAGCCAGUCGAGUUUUAGAAGAGCCCCGCGAGCAACGAUCUCCCGGACGUAAAGCUUUCGAUACAAUCCGAAAUACUUUUGAACAAGGUCUCAAAUCACAGCCAAACUUUCGUUUCUUAUCCCAAUAGCCUUCACAAAGAUUACUCCGGUUCUAACUUGUUUCCCUAUCAUUAACUAACUCAUUGAAAGGGACUUUUUUAAAGUUAGUCUAAUCUUCCAAUUUUAGGAUUCAAUCAACGCAAUGGAAACGCCAACUUUGAGCAAGAAGAUCGUGCGAGCUCUCGGGCUCAUACUCAACGAUCUGAAAGCCGCAAUGGUACUUUCUCCAAAAUAGCUAUAUAGAAGUUAGAAAUAUGAGAGCCGCUGAAAAAGCUUGGUUUCAAAGUUUUUCUUCGACUUGAAAAUACUAGUCAGUUGGAUCCUGCAACAUUGCAGACAACGAUCCGGAUUACUCCAAUUGUUUCAUCUAUCCGGAGAAAAGGAUUUCAGAUUUAACUUUACUGAUUUCAGGAUACCGUGUUGAUUCUCCAGCUUCUACGACCACCGGAAUUCUGCGCAACCAACCGCAACACUCGCCAACGUCUUCUUCGGAAUAUCGCUCCAUCAAAAUCCUUCGCAAAACUUACUAA
Messenger RNA from Caenorhabditis auriculariae, 7369 nucleotides. The record is from the annotation of a GenBank genome assembly. Lineage: Eukaryota; Metazoa; Nematoda; Chromadorea; Rhabditida; Rhabditidae.